AUGCCCGACCACGUCCCCGAUCAUAGAAAGGGAGACGAUAUGUUCACACCAGUCGAAACAGCUCUUGGAGCUCUCCUCUUGCAUCAAGGAUCUUCAGGAUUGCUCCAGCACAAUGGCAGGGUGUUAGGUAUCUCAUCCCUACUCUCAGGGUCAGUUGCCAAACCAAGCCGUGACAACCUGCCUAUCAUUGGGGGCAUAGUAUCCAGCAUCUUGCCAGUAUAUUACCUUUCACCUUCCCUGCUCCCGGCAUAUCCCCCACUAAAGGAUACAUGGGAAGCUGCUUUGGCUACGCUCGCAGUGGGUUUCGCAGUAGGAUGGGGUACAAAGAAUGAAAAUGGUUGCACAUCCGGCCAUAUGCUCUGUGGUCUAUCUCGACUCUCUCCCCGCUCCACAAUCGCAACCGGCAUAUUCUUCAUCACGGCGCUGAUCACUGCCAACCUUCGAAACGUCAUUCCUGCCUGCGCCUCUAACCAGCCUUGUUAUUUCCCCACCUACCCAACCUCCCAGGAGCUCACUUUCAUAGUUGGAGCAGUCGUGCUUGGCCAGUUCACAAACUCCGUCCUGGUCCCACACCUGCUUCGCAAUUCUAAAAACUCCACCACAAUAUACAAUUUCAUCGCGGGUUUACAAUUCGGUCUCGGCCUCCUCAUCUCUGGCCUGGCCAAUCCCGCAAAGGUGCUCGGGUUCUUCAGCGUGUUUGACUGGUCCAGAUUUGAUCCGUCUCUGGGACUGGUCAUACCAUUCGCCGUGGGACCCAACUUGAUCGCAUACUCGAGAAUGAGACGGGAAUGCGGAAACGAAAAAGGCAAGAAACCACCGACGUUGGCGGAGAGGUUUCAGCUCCCCACUGCUACCGUUGCCGACAUCGACUGGCGUUUUGUGGCAGGUGGAAUUGCCUUUGGUAUCGGGUGGGGUUUAUGUGGUGUUUGCCCAGGUCCCGGUUUGCUCAGGACGAUUCUACAGCCUAAAUGGGGCUUGUUUUGGAUGGGGGGUUAUAUGUUGGGAAGUCUUUUGGGUCUAUAA
Paracoccidioides brasiliensis Pb18 is the source of this 1023-nucleotide messenger RNA. RefSeq lists its product as uncharacterized. Bases 1 to 1023 code for a protein of 340 amino acids. The record is from RefSeq and is a predicted model, not a curated record. Gene Ontology annotation, cellular component: plasma membrane. The transcript is spliced from 3 exons.